Messenger RNA from Priapulus caudatus, 2477 nucleotides. Its product is annotated as phosducin-like protein 3. The coding region runs from base 197 to 925 and encodes 242 amino acids. Gene Ontology annotation, cellular component: cytoplasm. Lineage: Eukaryota; Metazoa; Priapulida; Priapulimorpha; Priapulimorphida; Priapulidae. The transcript has 6 exons. Gene Ontology annotation, biological process: protein folding. The record is from RefSeq and is a predicted model, not a curated record.
GCUAUAAAUAUUGGCGUAAACUACAUUAUGUUGUAAUAGGGAUUAAACAUAUAGCGUUUAUGGAAUCACUUUAUAUGACGAUAUAAUGAUUUCAUAUUACACCCCAUACAAAACGUGAAGGCGUGUGUUCUUGGAAUUUGAUACUCUACUACCAGAAUACAUCGAGUUAUUGUGGAAAUACAGACACCCUUCAAACAUGCAGGACCCAAAUGCUGACACGGAGUGGAAUGAUGUCUUGCGAUCUAAAGGCAUUCUGCCACCAAAGCAAGAGGCAGAAAUCACAGAGGAGCAAAUUCAACAGAUUCUUGAUCAAACUAUUCAGGAAAAGGAAAACAAGAGUAAAGGAAAAUCAUAUGAAGAUAUGGAUCUUGAUGAACUAGAUGAAUUUGAAGAUGAGGAGGAUGAACGAGUAUUGCUACAAUACAGACAACAGCGUAUAAAUGAAAUGAAGAAAUUACAGGAAAAAUCACGUUUUGGUGAUGUGAGAGAGAUCAGUGCUGAGGAUUACACGACGCAUGUGAACAAGGCAGGGGAGGGAGUAUGGGUUGUAUUACACCUGUAUAAAUCUGGGAUUCCGCUCUCUGCACUGAUAAACCAAUUCUUCUAUGAACUUGCUGCAAAGUUCCCUUCAACGAAGUUCCUAAAGAGUGUUUCAUCAACGUGUAUACCAAACUUUCCGGACAAGAACCUGCCAACAAUCUUCAUCUAUUAUGAAGGGGAAAUGAAGAAACAGUUUAUUGGACCUCAUACAUUUGGAGGAAUGAACCUGAAAAAAGAUGAACUAGAGUGGAUGCUGUCAGAAAUUGGAGCAGUAAAGACUACUCUUGAGGAGGAUCCAAGGAAAAAGAUUGUCGACAUGAUGGAAUCAGCUGUGCGCGACUCCAGAGCGAGAAACGACAGUGACAGUGAUGAUAAUGACUGGUAGAUGGUAGCUGUAAUGCUUACACAACAGGGUGUGAAGUUUAACAGAAAUACAAGCAAGCAGUGUUGAAUGAGAAAUGUAUUCGCGGCAUGCCUAUAUCCUGGUUCUCCUGUAGUAUAUUUGCAACCAUAAGACUACUCGAUAAUAAAAUGAAGGAAAUUCUAAACUCCUUUUCCGACCGUAAAUGGUUGGUAACGGGGUAUGGUGACCAGUAUGAUCAGCAUAAAAAAUAAACGUAAUUUUGAGACUGGUUACAAUUUUUGCUCAAAUAUAAAAGCCUUCUCAUACGGCUAUCUGAAACGGAAUGCACGUACUAUUUUUAUUUGAAACGGGAAGGAUUAGAAAAUGGGGCAGUUGUUUUUAUGCACUGGUGUAUUCUUUAAAAUAUUGUUCAACUUUGAAAGUUUUGCAACAGUAAUCCUGCUUAUAAACAUACAGUAUCGGAUUGGUGUUUUAAAAACGCUAUUAAUUUAUUUAAUAAGUAGUUACGAUUUAUUUUAUAGUAACUAAAUGUUGUAAAAUGUACAUUCUAUUUCAUCAACUCUGUUAUGACAAGUUACUAACAAUAUUCAUAUUGUCUUGGCCAAAAUAUGCUGCAUAAAAUUAAUUGAAAAUAUCAGAUUAGCCCAUUUAAAUUAAAAGAGGAUUAACAAUUCUAAACGGAGGCAGUUAAACUUUCACAUCUCUUCGCAUACUGUUGAAGUUGUAUUUUGUCUUGGGCAGCGUGAUGCCGUUAGGGGUGCAAUAGGGUCGCUCGCAUUUCAUUAGUAAUAUUGUCUGCAGAUGGCAGCAGGGUAUAUGCAUUUGUAAGUUUAUAACUACGAACAAUAUACGACCAGUAGGAGUAAAUGUAACAAAUGUCACAAAUAACGUUGUUUGUAUAAUCUCCUGAUACAAUGGUGCAUUGUUACACAAUGUUAAUAUAUAUAUAUAUAUAUAGUAAUAUUAUAUGUUGACAACUUGUGUACUCAUUGCAUUUUGUACAUGUAGACUAUGCUAGUGAAAUUAUCUUAGUUUGCCAUUAUCCGAGCUAAUUGUGUCUUUUCUAUACAUUGGGUUUCCUCUUUGCAUGACAUUCAGUUUUGGGUGAAAUAUUUUCCAUAGAUAUCGAGUUGGAUUUGAUUUGAUUGGGCAAUCGCGUGUUAAUGUUUUGUCGCGAUAUGUUAGAGACAUUUUGUCAUAUUUAUUCUUGUAGCCAUUGUUACCAAUCUCUGGUGCUACUAAAGGUAAUUUUAAUUAUUAAAUUUUUUAAUCAUUUAAUUUACUUUGCACGGUAGUAAAAAUAUUGCGUAAUUUUGAUUAUUAUUAGAUUUCAAUGAUUUCUUACAUUUCACAUUAUCUUAUUAUUUAUUUAAUAUAGCUAUGUAAAUAUAGUAGCAGAAACCGUAAGAAUAUAGAAUGUAUACAAAAUGUAGUGGCAGCAUCAUUUCGCAUAUCUAGUUUUUGUGCUAAUGUGAGUUUUUGGUAUAAAAACCAGCACAGAUUGUGUAUUUAUACCUAUCAGUCUGGGUUUAAAUAAAAGGAAUAAUAAAUAUUGUUUUAUACCGCAUAAUAA